Xiphophorus hellerii (green swordtail) is the source of this 6661-nucleotide messenger RNA. It is a transcript of the gene cnr2, whose product is annotated as cannabinoid receptor 2. The transcript has 3 exons. Gene Ontology annotation, cellular component: membrane. The record is from RefSeq and is a predicted model, not a curated record. The coding region runs from base 3708 to 4844 and encodes 378 amino acids. Gene Ontology annotation, biological process: G protein-coupled receptor signaling pathway. NCBI's taxonomy places the organism in Eukaryota, Metazoa, Chordata, Actinopteri, Cyprinodontiformes, Poeciliidae. Gene Ontology annotation, molecular function: cannabinoid receptor activity.
UCCAACACUUUCUCUGUUUUAAAGAAUUUAGGUAGUUUAAUAGAUAUCUAGUUGAAAUGGCUUUCUAUGGCUUUGUUUUUUGUUGUUUUUUUAUGAAUCACAAUAGCAGUUCUAUAUGUUGUGCCUUCUUUAAUAUAAUCUAAUUAUCUUUAUUAUUUGUCCUUUAAUCAAUUUUUAAGGAGAGUGUUAAUCUUCUCAUGUUGUCGUUCUCUAUGUUGUUUUAGAGUUAUGUUUCUUUUUUUGUCUCAACAAUGGAGAAAAUAAAAUUGACAGUUAUUAGCUUUCUUCUCAAAAUGACGUUUUAGCUGCUGACCCAGCUUUUGCAAGAAUGUGUGGCUCUUACAUGAACCCCUGUUAGUCAAGAUUCGUCCUGAUGAGAACAUAGGUGGUGUAACAUUAGCAGUUUGCACGUUAAGAAAUACUAUCACCAAUCGGUACAAAUGUAUUUUCUUGACACAGUUUUGCAUUUAUAAAAAAACAAAGAAUUUACUGAAAACUCCAUUGAUCAACUCCCUUAUAUAUGAUGCAGUGCACCAUCACUUGGUAUUUUGAAAUCAAAUUAACUUUGCUUAUAAUGUUUAGCCUAUACCCACCAGCCAAUCACAGGUAAUUAUUUUGCUACAGCUUAAGUUUUUUUACUAAAUACUUUUCAAAGCACAGAUCUCAUUAGAGGUAAGAUCCUUUGAUUGUUUUGAAAAGAUGAGAAGGACAGAAGAAUCUUGAAAAUAAAUAUUUAUUUGAUCCACAUAAAAAUCCUCAGUACUAGGAUAAUAGCUAUACAUCUGCUUAGAAAUCCAAAAAUUGCUUAAUUUAAUUUCAUGUUAUAAAUGUUUCAAACUGAUUAGAAAAAACCUAAUACGUGGGUGCUUUCUAUCAGGAUGUAUUUGUUGCCACAGCAUUACAUAUUGGAUCAUAUGUGGCCCCAUGUGUCACAGUCACCCGGCACAUUUCCUGCAUUAAAUGACUUUCCUGAGUCAGUCUGGAAAAUAGAAGUCACCAACAAGUACACCAGAUGUGACCCACAUUUGAUAAAUUAGAUGGUUUGACACCCAGUAAGUUCACAUCUGGGGCAAGCAUCAGAAUUUCUGCUUGAAAAAGCAAUUUUUAAACCCAGAAAUAUGAAAAAUAUAGAAAAAACAUUUAAAGCAAUUUAAACAUAUCUUAAAAUUACAAUAUGCAAUAUGUUUGACCCAUGGAGCAGCAGGUGAUGUGAUGUGUGCAUUCAAAUAAGUUUAUUAAAAACUUUCAUUUCUUAAAUGAAGUUUUCAAAACCAAAAGAUGGCGAGACCAAAUAAAAGACAUAUUUGCUUAUCAUGCACAAUGUUAACUUAAAUGCAUAAAAAAGGAGGAGCAUAUCUCAACUCAGUGAAAACCACUGUAACCUUCUCAACAGUUAAUAAUGGUAAUGCAGUAACCUCCCCCCACAAAGUUUCAGAAGACCUAGGCCAAGCCUAAAUACUUUCUAUGGAUAAAAAUAACUUUCCCUUGUAGCUCUUAUGUAGAACACAACUUGAACAUUUCUGCAAUUUUUACAUUGUUGCUUUUGACCUCUUGGCUGCCUCUCUGAGCAGUUUACAGUACAUCCUUUUAUUCAAAUUGGAGAAAGAUCCAAUCUUUUUUAAAUGAAAAUUUGCCCCAUAAUUCCCCAAAUAUUGAUAACUGCCUGCUCUAUAUGCCACCAUGUUAACUAAACAAUGGAACUUUAAAUGCUGAAUCUGGAUCAGGUCAUGCUUUGAAAAAUGUUUUGUUAAAGAGUAUUCACAGUAAUACAACCAGGUAAUUGCAGCUUUUUACAUCUCUAUUUUUGGCCUUCCAAAUAUAAAUGCACUUUUCUUUUGAAUUAUAUGAUACAUGUCAUGUCAAAUUUCUACAAAGCUUUAGUGACUAAUCUUUUUUUUUCUUAAUCACAGAUAAACUAGAAUUUUGAAAAGAAUGGGACUUUUGAGAGUCUCUUUACUUUGCAGCAUUGAACAUAUUGUCAUCAAACUUGAUGUUAUAGAAGCCAAAACAAGUGAAAAUUGAAUGGUUAGAUGACAGGGUCAGAGCAUCUCACAAAACACAGCUCUUUUGGAAUUUUCCUGGUCUUUAUUGGUAAGUAUCUAUAAACAACCAGUUAAAGGAAGGAACUGUGGUGAACUGGUGACAUGGUCAUGGCUUUGCCUUAGGAAUAGUUUGGAGAGAAUAAUUUGGGUCCAAAGUCUCAAGAUCUGCUGCUUACAUCUUGGUGUCACCACAGCACCUUUAGGUCCGUACCUCCAGGGGUCAAGGCUGUGUUGACAGAAAAAGCGAUCAACACACAAUUAAGAAGGGUUCAUAGUGUUAUGGCUAAUUGGUCUAUUUAGAGUAGUGGGGAAUUAUAUUUACUCAAUAAUUCCUCACAAUGAUACAGUUGAGACUGUAGGACGGUGUUUUUGAAGACAAGGGAGCUUUGAGCAGCUGCUCAUGGAAUAUUUUGGCAAAAAUGAUCAAAUCACUGAACCUUAAGAUUUAAAAACAUAAUCUAACAGUUUCAUGUGAACAGACUAGUUUGAAAUGCAAAAUCUACAAAUGCUAAAACUCCACUAUGCCUGGAAAUGUAUUUGUUGAAGUCUAAGCAAAACCAAAAGAUUAAAUCGACGCGUGUUCUUGGAAUUUAAUCAAGAGACCAAGUAACCACAAUUUCUGUGUCUACUUAUGAGCAAGCAGCCUUGAAGAGAGGAGGAGCACAGGAGAGGCAUAUACUAGACAGAUAGGACACCACAAGAUCUGAAUAACGUUUUGUACAAGGAGAUUUUAGAUUAAGAAAACACAGCUCUCAUUAGAAGAACACAUUUCUCAAGGUUUAGAAACCUCACUUUCAUUGAAAAAAAAGCACAAACAAGAUUAAAAAAGACUAAAUAAAAACUCUUCACUAAAUAUUAGUGACGAGUGUGAACAACUUUAUGUAUGUCUGUUUGUGUGUACAGUAUGUGUGUGUGUGUGUGCGUGCGUGUAGGGGUGCAUGUGUUGUUUAGUUUAAUUAAAUGCCAAAAAAUAGAAAAGAGUGAAAAGGUUUUCAGUUAUUUUAUACAGUGUUCUGGAAAUAAUUUGGUUUUUAAGUAAUAUAUCUGAAAUUAUACAAGAAAUGCAACUAAGCUUAGAUUUUUUAUCACAGUCAUUUUACGGGUUGAUAUUUAUAAAAUCCAAACAUUUUUAACAGUUAUAAAAAUAAGAAAAUGCAAUAAAAUUGUGAUUCUUUUCUGUAUUCUAAAGAGCAUUUAAAAUUCAUCCACUUUUGACAGUAAUUUCAGUUGCUUAAACAAUAAGUGAAUGUAACUAAAGUACAAAUAAAAACAAUGACAAAAGUUACAUUGUAUUCCCAUGAUGGUAUUAGAGCAUGGAAGGAUGGGGAUGAAACUUAUGGAAUAAAAUAUUCAUACAUAACAAAAGCAGGAGAAGAAGCUUUAGCAUGAAAUGCUUUAUAACUCACUUUAAUCUACAGCCCGGGCAACUAUCUCUGCAAUAUUAUCAUCAGCUGACCCAGUAAUGAUCACAGUCUGUUUGCCAUCUCCUCUAAAUGAGCCUUUGUCUUUACUCUCAAUUCUUAAUGCUUCUUUUAAGCUCCAGAAUAAAUAUUGAACAUGAAGUAAAAAGCAAGCACAUUCUCUUUUUUAUUUAUUUUUCCACAGGAAAUUGCUAGUAUCAUCAACUGGAUGUAAAACUCUCAAGAUCAGAAGGUUAGAUCUGAAAUGGGGGAAAUGAAGGAAAGAACUUGUUUAGAUUCUCCGAAUCCCAACGCCUCAUCACAAAUAGCCAAUGAAUUUUGUGAGAAUCUGCAAAUCUACAUGGUUCUGACAGACCUGGAGAAGAAAGCCAUUGGCACCAUUUGCUUCCUGGGUGGUCCGAUAACACUGAUGGAGAACGUCCUUGUCCUUGGAGUUAUUGCCACCUCAGCGAUGCUGAGACAGAAGCCCUCUUAUCUGUUCAUUGGCAGCCUCGCCCUGGCAGAUAUUUUCGCUAGCUGCUUCUUCACCACAAGUUUCCUGGACUUUCAUCUCUUCCGCCGCUGUGAUGGUCCAACUGCAUAUCUCUUCAAGUUAGGAGGGGUUACCAUGGCCUUCAGUUCUUCAGUUGGGAGCUUGCUGCUAACUGCACUGGACCGAUACCUGUGCAUCCACCAGGCGUCCAGUUACAAGGUUCUGCUAACCCGACGAAGGGCCCUGCUGAGUCUCCUGAUUCUCUGGAGCAUCACCAUCUUCAUCUCCUGCUUGCCACUCAUGGGCUGGAGGUGUCCCACAGUGCUUAACCCUCCGUGCUCAUGCUUGUUCCCCUUCAUCAGCCCAAGCUACUUGGCCUGCUGGACUACCUUUAUCUUGAUACUUCUCACAUUAAUUUUGGUGGCCUACGCCCUGAUCCUGUGGAAGGCCCACCGUCAUGAAUCUUCCAUGACCAGCCUCCAGGGGGCAGCAGGUGCCGGUCAGGCCCGCAUGAGAAUGGAUAUUCGACUGGCUCGUACUUUUGGUUUGAUUCUCCUCAUACUGGUGGGGAGCUGGCUCCCUGUACUUAUCUUCAUGCUGGUUGAUGUCUCUAUAGUCUUGACUCCUACCCAGCAGAGAGCUUUUGCCUUUUGCAGCACCCUUUGCCUACUGAAUUCUGCGGUCAACCCACUGCUUUAUGCCCUGCGGUGCAGAGAGCUAAGAAUUGCUCUGCUGCAGUCUCUACAAAGGUCAUGUGGUUUCUGGAAGUGUAAAAACUCUACAAAUGACUUACAUCUCACAGGGCAUUCUGCAGAAGACAACUGUGCUACAGUGUCUGAUGACACUCUGGCAGUGAGAACCCCUCAACUCGACUCAGUCUGUGAAAUAGUGAACAAUAAGUCGAGUUAAAUAAACACAGUGGAACAUUGUAAUAAAUUAGCAGCUCAGAUGGAGGAAGACUUGAAGGGUGCUGGUGAAGGACUGUAAAACCAUCAACACAAUGUAAUGAUGUAAAUACUUUGAUAAAAAAUGAAAUAUACAAAAUACAACCUGACAUUUUUAUUGUAGAUUUUUUUUUCUUAUUAAAGACAAAAUGACUGUCAGUGACAUUUUAUUAUUCAUUGUUUUUUUUUCCCUUGGAACAAUGAACCUAGAUGCAAUGCAUAAUUAAUAAGGUAAUAAGCAAACAGAUUUAAAUCUGGCACUGAAAAGAAUACCAGUAUAAUAUGACCAAAACAGAACACAAAUGGAACUAAAAGCUCAAACACCUGUCUUCAUCAGAACAGGGAAACUGGACAGAAUUGAUGACGAUAGAUAAUGCUAAACACAAACCAAUGUUGGAAGAAAAUCUGUGUGUGGUUAUAGACUGGUGUAGAUGUUUUUGUUUCCAACAAGAUGAAAUGGUUUAAAUCAGAGGUGCUAAAAUCCAGUCCUCAAGAGCCACCAUUCUGCAACAUUGCUACUCCAACCCACCUGAAUAAAAUGAACUGCUCAUUACCAGGCCUCUGCCGAGAUGAUGUUAGCUGGAGGUAGUAAAAACUCCAGUAUUUUUCUAAUGCUUGGCAAUAUUGUUGAAGCCAAAUAUAGGACACUGCAAAUGUGUGAGAGAAUGUAAUCUGGUCAGAUGAAACAAAAAAAAAUUCUUCAUGCGAAACAUGCAUGAAAGAAAACUAACAUUUAGAAAUGCAGUGAAACAUGGUAGUAGCAGUAUCAUGCUGUGGGGUCAUAUUUUUUUUCAGUAGGGACAGGAAAGCUGAUUCAAGCUAAAUGUACUGAUUUAAUACAUAGAUAGAACUAAGCACAAGGAAAUCCUGGGAAAAAUAGUGAGAGGCAAGAGAACACUUGAUAAAAUCAGUUCAGUUAGAAAAUAAACAGAAGGAUUCAAAGGUUAAGGGAUUUGUGGUGCUGAUGAAAAAGCAUUUUAAAACACUGCUGUAAUUAUCAUGAUAUAUGUAUUAUCGAUCAAGAAUGACAAUUCCAAUUGAAGUCUGGCAUUUCUACCUUUCCUAAUAAAAGACUGUGAACAUAUCAAAUUUUGUGUAACUUGUAUUUAAGCAAAUUGUAAUACCAGUAAUGUUGUAAUAUUACAUUAACCGUGGACCUUUAUUCUAUUUCAAGAAAGACAUAAUAAGCAUUUACUUUUCUUAUUUAUUGUAGGAUUUUCUGUACAUGGUCUCAUGGAACUAAAACGGUUCCGGUAAAAAUGUUGCAAAUACUUAAAUGAAAGCAAAGAAAAAGAUUUGUGUGUUAGUAUGCACUUAACCAUUGGUUUGACUAAUUUAGGCUGAAUACUGUUUCACCUCUUGAUCUUCUGUGUACUAACUUUACAGUUGUAAGUAGCGGGGCACACACAAAUUUCUAAGUUUUUCCUAGUUAUGCUUUGAAAAAGUUACAAAUGUAAAUAUUUUUCAGUUUUUGUUUUCUCAAUGACAGUUACAAAAAUUACAAAUUGCAUGGAUUAUUUGGGGGAUUUUUGAGUUGAUUUAAGAGUGUCUUUCAUUGUUUCUACAUAAGUUUUGCAUUUUUUGGGCCUGAUAUGUCUUAGUUUUCGGAGAUUUCAUGUUUUAUUUUAGAUCUUUAAGAUCCUGUGAAUUUUUCUUUUUUUAAGAUGAAGUAGACCAUGUAAGCUUAUCUGCCUUCCAAAGCCCAAUUUAGUAGACUAAAUGCUUGUAACAAAGAAUAUCUAACCCCUAAACAAUCACAAUUAAAAACUUACAUGUCCUCAA